AUGGAAUUGGAGGAGGUGCUGAGACAGAACGCCGAGCUGGAGGAUUUUCUUCAGAGUUUGGUAGUGGCACAUGCGAAAGCGCUGCAGGACCAGGGCUUGGCGGAUCGGCUGGAUGCCAUACGGCGAGACAUAUCGAUAUGUUUCAAUGACCUGACGACUCUGAAUGGAAUGCUCAUAUCAUGCGACGGUCAGAUACGUGAAGAGAUUGAUACGCUGCAGAAAUGCAGGCACAAAAUUGCCAAGUUAAGCAGAAAGAGGCGUCAGCUCCUGGCGAAGAAGGACCACUGGAGCCGUAAUACGGAUAUUGAACUGGAAAGAAAUAGUCCGGUGUCUUUGGCGAUUGAUGCCAGCUAUCGUUCGGCACUGGACCAGUAUUUGAAGCUGGCGGACGGCGGUGACGAUACCGACAGCGGAGAACGCCAGGAAAAUGGAAGCAGUCCCGACAGAGCCUGGCGUACACUGAAGAUCUUGCAAUCAUGCCACGAUUCUGUCUCUCAGAGUAUUAGACAAGCGACCGAGCUUCUACACGAGUUUCACAAAGAUCAGGACUUCCUUGAGAGAGAGAUUAGGACUCAGUCGGCUAGGGUACGACGCAAGAUUAGCGCUAUCGAUGAUGAGAUUUACAAAAAUAGUAUUGCUCGGAGAGAGUUAAUGUCAAAGGUGGGGCUCCCUCUGCCGGCCUCCAAAGAAUCAUCGACGACGCAAAGACUACUCCAUCUGAAUCUCAACAACGAUGCAGAUAAGGAGUUGCAAUCAGAAGAAGAGCACAUCGCAAAUCAUGCUGAAGAGUUCAUCGAGAUGAAAAUUGCUUCGUUACAGGAUCAGCUCACACACAAGAAAGAAAAUUCGUCGUCGCUCGCGGUCGACAGAGACCUUUGGAACGACUGCAUCGAGUGUGUCAAGAAACUUGAAGACCGAAUCAAAUCCGUUUUAUCAGACGAUAAGAACCUCUCAAGUGCUACAACCGGUCAAAUGAGGCCGUGGAUAGAACAGAGUUUACAAGAAUUGACCGAGAUUGUAGCGUCAACUGAUAAUCAGAUUUUGGUGAAACUUGUCAGAGAUGAAAGAGAGGUUAUUGAGAACGCAUAUCACGAGAUAUCAAAAAGAACGGAAACAAAUGGUUCCGCUUCAGCUUCAAGAAAUGGUCGCUCUAAUCCUCCCUUCUUGGUUGUCAGCAAAUCUCCUCCUAAGAUAGCUGUCACAGAUAAGACUGCUCAGCGAUCGAACAACGAUAGCACACCUUCAGAGGGUCUUACAUUCCUAAAGGAUAAGUCCAAGAAGAAAGAAUAA
This is a messenger RNA of Torulaspora globosa, 1290 nucleotides long. It is a transcript of the gene ATG23, whose product is annotated as Atg23p. The record is from RefSeq and is a predicted model, not a curated record. NCBI's taxonomy places the organism in Eukaryota, Fungi, Ascomycota, Saccharomycetes, Saccharomycetales, Saccharomycetaceae. The transcript has a single exon. Bases 1 to 1290 code for a protein of 429 amino acids.